AUGGUCGUCCAAGCACCACCUACGGAGCAGCCAAUUGUUGCCCAAACUUCGCCUCCUACUGUAGCUCCCACCUUGGUACCAACGGCUGCGCCGACGGCUAGCCCAACGGCUCCCUGCGAGAGGCCGUACACGUGGUCCAACGAGAGCGAAAUUCCGUGCGUCGAUAUGGUUACGGCGGUGGACAAGGCCAGCGGAGCGGGCGCAUUCUACGACGAGGAAGGCUGCGGACCUGACGCCGAAAGUAUAAGCGUGGUUGGCUGUGCCCACGGCGGCGUCGGCAACUGCAGGCUGUGCGUUUUCAACCGCGGCCUGUUCAGUGAGACAAUUCUAGGCGGCGAAGAGGUGCCAUUCGUAGAUUGCCCCUGCUGCGUGCCAGACACCUACGAGAUGGGAGGAGACAUCGACUGCGAGUUCGCAUACUCUUCACCACCAGUCUCUGCACCCACACCGGUGUCCGUCGAGGGGAACGCAUCCACACCCGCGCCGGCACCGGGGGAAGGGGACACGAAUUCAACGUUGGCGCCCACGAUUCCGAUGGAGCCGUGCGAAACCAGCGCGGGAGGCAACAGCAGCGCCUUGCUUUGCGUGGACAUCGCCAGCGCGGUAGACUGGGAUGACGGAAUCGGGACGUACUACGAGAGCGGUUGCCAGGGAGUCGGGUGCGACAUCGCUGGCCACGUUGACUGCCGACAGUGCGUGUUCGACAGCGAGGCAUACGCGACGUCCGGGGGAAAUCUAGAGCUGGCAGCAUGCCCCUGCUGCGUACCGAUCACCUACAAGCUCCGGCCGGAAGGCUCGGAAUGCGUCUGGCCCCCCACCCCAUCCCCCACGGCCGCCCCAACUACAGCUGAGGAGUGGUCGGAGCGCAAUGGCGCUGCUCGACCGGGGAUGGCGUUCGGUGGUCCCCUGGUGGUGAUUGCAGCCGUUGUGGGGGGACUCGUCGGGCUUGAAUAG
Molecule: messenger RNA, 954 nt
Organism: Ectocarpus siliculosus
Lineage: Eukaryota; Phaeophyceae; Ectocarpales; Ectocarpaceae
Source: the annotation of a GenBank genome assembly